Pundamilia nyererei is the source of this 1110-nucleotide messenger RNA. RefSeq names its product coagulation factor X-like. The transcript is spliced from 7 exons. Gene Ontology annotation, molecular function: calcium ion binding; serine-type endopeptidase activity. Gene Ontology annotation, biological process: proteolysis; blood coagulation. NCBI's taxonomy places the organism in Eukaryota, Metazoa, Chordata, Actinopteri, Cichliformes, Cichlidae. The record is from RefSeq and is a predicted model, not a curated record. Bases 1 to 1110 code for a protein of 369 amino acids. Gene Ontology annotation, cellular component: extracellular region.
AUGCUGCUGAAGGGCUGCUGCAUCAUCUGGACUCUGCUGUGGGGCACCGCUGCUGCUGCAGUCUUUGAAGAUACCCUGAAGUGCCUUUACCUAAACGGGCGCUGUGAGCAGUUCUGUGAUGGCUCAGGAUCUAGACGUCGAUGUUACUGUGCUGAUGGAUACGUGCUGGGAGACGAUGGACGACACUGUGUCCCCAAUGUCUUCUUAGACAGCCAAGUGGCCAAUCAAGUGCUGAAUCGAAGGAUACGAGCUAACAGCAUUUUUGAGGAGUGGAAAAAAGGCAACAUGGAAAGAGAAUGUGUGGAGGAGCGCUGUAGCUGGGAAGAGGCGCGAGAGAUAUUUGAAGACAAAGAAAAAACUGAUGAAUUCUGGGCCAAGUAUAUUGAUGGAGAUGCGUGUAUAUCAUCACCCUGUGUUAAUGGCGGCCAAUGCAAAGAUGGAAUUGGCAGCUACGCUUGCUACUGCCAAGAAGGGUACAAGGGCUUCAACUGUGAAAUUGGUGAAUUUGACAGGUUGGUAAAUGAGGGCACUGAAGCUGACCAUAUUGUGGACACGAUCCUCACCCACAGAGGGUACAAGGCAGACACCUACCACAAUGACAUUGCACUCAUCAAAUUAACCACACCCAUCAAAUUCAGCAGGUUCAUUGUGCCAGCCUGCAUUCCUGAGCAAGAAUUUGCUGAAAAGGUCCUGAUGCAGCAGCCGGAUGGCAUGGUUAGCGGUUUUGGACGUCUCGGCGAGGGUCGGGAGCCAUCCAGCAUCUUGCAGCGCCUAUCUGUACCUUAUGUGGACCGUCGAACCUGCAUCGAAUCCACUCCUUUACGUAUCUCGCAGCGUAUGUUUUGUGCUGGUUAUGACACAAUAGCCAAGGAUGCCUGCCAAGGUGACAGUGGCGGGCCUCAUGUCACACGUUACCGUGACACCUACUUUGUCACUGGCGUUGUGAGCUGGGGUGAAGGCUGUGCACGCAAGGGCAAGUAUGGUGUUUACACCCAGGUGUCCAAGUACAUUCAAUGGAUCCGUGAUGGUAUGAAGACGCUGAUCCAAAAAAACAAGACCGGCAGCAGGAUGAAGAGGAACCAUGCCCAAAUAACAAGGCUUUAUCUGUAA